CCACACAUGCUUGACAUCAUCUGAACCAAAUAAAUGUAUCUUGGUCUCAUCAGACCACAGGAUAUGGUUUCCAGUAAUCCAUGCCCUUAGUCUGCUUGUCUUCAGCAAACUGUUUGCGGGCUUUCUUGUUCAUCAUCUUUAGAAGAGGCUUCUUUCUGGGAUGACAGCCAUGCAGACCAAUUUGAUGCACUGUGCAGUGUAUGGUCUGAGCACUGACAGGCUGACCCCCCACCCCUUCAACCUCUGCAGCAAUGCUGGCAGCACUCAUACGCCUAUUUCCCAAAGACAACCUCUGGAUAUGACUCUGAGCACGUGCACUCAACUUCUUUGGCCAACAAUGGCAAGGCCUGUUCUGAGUGGAACCUGUCCUGUUAAACCACUGUAUGGUCUUGGCAAUCUUCCU
Messenger RNA from Staurois parvus, 403 nucleotides. The record is from the annotation of a GenBank genome assembly. Lineage: Eukaryota; Metazoa; Chordata; Amphibia; Anura; Ranidae.